This is a messenger RNA of Siniperca chuatsi (mandarin fish), 4228 nucleotides long. It is a transcript of the gene dstyk, whose product is annotated as dual serine/threonine and tyrosine protein kinase. Bases 994 to 3783 code for a protein of 929 amino acids. Gene Ontology annotation, molecular function: protein kinase activity; ATP binding. The transcript is spliced from 14 exons. The record is from RefSeq and is a predicted model, not a curated record. Gene Ontology annotation, biological process: protein phosphorylation. Lineage: Eukaryota; Metazoa; Chordata; Actinopteri; Centrarchiformes; Sinipercidae.
CAGUGCGUCAUCCCGAACCCCGCCCUUUCCUCUCCCCAACUUUGGCCGUGUCGACUUUCUGUUUUGCAGUGAUUUGAUUGCCUGGUCCCAGCUCCGUGAUUUGGUUCGGAGACACCUCGCCCUGCACCACCACUGACUGUCCUCUUCAUCAGCGAAAGAGAAAAUAAUCACUGAGUGCCGUCGCUCUCCAGGGUGGAAGAUGUCCGCUGGCUUCUCCUGGUCGGAGCCAGUUUAGGAAGAUCUUUUCCCAAGGAGCCUCGUCAGGAAAACGUUUUUGUCGUGCUUAGGCCGUUGUAAUUUAGAGGCAACUGUCAAAGUUGGGCCCCUCCUCAAACACGGAGCUGUAUGGCUGUGAAACGGUGCCUUGGACUAUUUACGUGAAGUUAAAGGCUAACGUUAUGUGUGUUGUGCCAGGCCAAGGCGAGGACGGACUGGAGAUGCCUUCUGGCUAGCGGCGCUAACGUCUGGACCACAGUUAGGUCGCAAAAGACAGAUUACUUAGCACGUUAGUCGUCAAUAUAUUAUUGUGGUCUUUGUAUAAUUUGUUUUUACGACACUCCUCAGUUGGCAGUCAGUCAGUCAGUCAGACCGUCGGUGUGAACUACAAAGGGCAGCUAACACGAGAUACCGAAAUAGCGGUUAGUUUGUUAGCUAGUUAAAAUCUCGCCUCGAGUCAAUAACACUGAAGUUAUCUUUCACUCGAGGCACGACGUUAAGCUAGCUAGCUGUGCUGGUCAGCUUCUACAUCAUAACAGCAAACGCCACUGACACAAAACACUGCAGGGACUGUUGUCUGUCCAGCACUAAUACAUUAAUGUUAAUGAUAUGUUAAAGCGGACUACAAGUGAAUGAAGCCGCCUCUUUCUGAAUGAUUUAACACAGCCUAGCAGGUGGGUGACAUUUAAGCAUCUCAACUAAAGACGUUCAAUUUGGGGUGUUGGCACCUGCUUAACCUUGUGAAUCACAACAAGGAGAAGGCAGCAGCUCAACCUGAUGACCAUGGAGGGAAAUGUACAACAACAGAAAACGACUCCUUUAGCUCGGGAACUGACAAGGAUAUUUAACAGCUACAACAAGCACACCAUACAGCUGAAGAAGAACCUGAAGGAGACUAAUGCAUUCUUCCGGGAAAUAAGGCAAAAUUACAGCAAUGCUUGUGCAUCAACUAUUAGCUCGGAUUCUGCUUCUCUGGAGGCAGGCCAGCUUAGCUGCAUCUCUUUCUCCAGCCAUGAGGAAGAGUUCCUACGCAACACUGUGGGCGCUGCCCCGUACAUCCUGGUACUAGGCCAGGACUGUGCUGCCCGCUACCAGCUGCUCAACUGCCUUCUGGGGGAGAGGCUGCUGCCACUCGGCCCUGAGGCCGGAGAGGCUUGUGAAGGAGUCCAGGGCACUGUCUGCAAGAGGCGGAAGCUGUGUUUCACCCAUGGGAGACAGACACGGCUCAGCUUGGCGCUGCCUGGCCAGUAUGAGCUGGUGCACCAGCUGGCGGCUAACUGUGGCCGCUGGGAUACGGUGCCCCGAGAAGACCUGGAGAUCCAUGAGGAAUGUGAGGACCCGGCCCACAGGCUAGCAGAGCUGGAGAUCACCCUGCAUCACCCACUGCUACAGGAAACAAAGGUCAUGGUGGUGCCUUGUCCGAGUGUCCAGCCCAUUGAAGAGGCCCUUGAAGACUGCACUCGCAGCGUGGUCCCCAUCAUACUCUAUGCCAUCAACCAGGAUUCCCUAAGCACAGAGAAGGUGGCUGAGCUCUGGAAGGUCAAAGAGAUGCUCCCCUUUCCCAUCUGUUUUGUUCGUAUCCCUGACACCAUGCCAGCAGCCUCCCCAGAACCCGGCCGCCGUGCAGAGAAGGAAAGGGAGAGGGAGAAAAGCACCCUCCAUAAGCAGCUCCUUUCCCUGGGCUUACUCAGUAGCCCGACAGGAAAGUGCUCCUGUGGUGCCCCUACACAGAUGCCCACCCCGGGUGACAAGCCCCAGAGCAUGCUGGGUGAGGCUUUUGAAAGACUGCAUCGGUUGCUGGUGCCUUUUGCUCGCCAAGUGCUUCAAAACCAGCAGGUGGAGGCUGCCAACCUGCUUAAUGGGCUUCAUUGUCGCUGUCUAGAUCUUUUCAUCAACCAGGCCUUUGACAUGCAGAGGGACCUGCAGAUAACACCCCGCAGGCUGGAGUACACCCGUGAGAAAGAGGGUGAACUCUUUGCCUCCCUCAUGGCCAUCGCUAACCGCAAACAGGAAGAGAUGAAGGAGAUGAUUGUGGAGACACUUAGCAGCAUGAAGGAGCAGUUGCUAGAGGAUGCUGCCAACCUGGAGUUUACAGACAUCAUUGUAACAACUAAUGGAGAGCCAGUUACAUCGAAGGAGAUCAAAUCUUGCAUCCACCAGAUCCAGGAGCUGAUAGUGGUUCGUUUGAAUCAGGCUGUGGCGAAUAAGCUGAUCAGCUCUGUGGACUAUCUGAGGGAGAGCUUCGUAGGAACUCUGGAGCGAUGUCUCAACAGUCUGGAGAAGUCAAACUUCGAUUCUUCCGUCCACAAUAUCACUUCCAAUCACCUCAAACAGUUAUUAAAUGCUGCCUAUCAUGUGGAAGUCACCUUUCAUUCAGGAUCGUCCGUCACAAGACUCUUCUGGGAGCAAAUUAAACAGAUAAUCCACAGGAUAACGUUUGUGAACCCUCCUGCCAUCACUCCAGAGUGGAAGCGGAAAGUGGCCCAGGACGCCAUAGAAAGUCUCAGUGCUGCCAAAUUGGCCAAAAGCAUAUGCUCCCAGUUCAGAACCCGCCUCUACAGCUCCCAUGAGGCCUUUGCAGCAUCCCUGCGCCAGCUAGAGGAAGGGCACACAGGGCGUCUGGAGCGCACUGAGGACCUGUGGCUGCGUGUGAGGAAGGACCACGCCCCUCGGCUGGCCCGCCUGUCUCUGGAGAGCCGCUCCCUCAGGGAUGUGUUGCUGCAUGGCAAGCCUAAGCUCGGGCGAGAGCUGGGUCGGGGCCAGUAUGGAGUUGUGUACUUGUGUGACAACUGGGGAGGACACUACCCAUGUGCCUUAAAGUCUGUGGUCCCGCCUGAUGAUAAACACUGGAACGACCUGGCUUUGGAGUUUCACUACACAAGGACCCUGCCCAAGCAUGAGCGGCUCGUCGACCUGCAUGGCUCUGUGAUUGAUCACACCUACGCAGGCGGCUCCAGCAUCGCUGUGUUGCUCAUCAUGGAGCGGCUACACAGAGACCUCUAUACAGGCUUGAAGGCUGGUUUAUCACUGAGGGAGAGACUUCAGAUCGCUCUGGAUGUGGUGGAGGGGAUCCGCUUCCUGCACAGUCAGGGCCUCUUGCACAGAGACAUAAAGCUAAAGAAUGUUCUGUUGGACAAACAGAAUCGUGCAAAGAUCACCGACCUGGGCUUCUGUAAACCAGAGGCCAUGAUGUCCGGCAGCAUCGUCGGAACCCCCAUCCACAUGGCUCCAGAGCUGUUUACAGGAAAAUAUGAUAACUCUGUUGAUGUCUACGCCUUUGGGAUCCUUUUCUGGUACCUCUGCACUGGUUCAGUGAAGCUCCCAGAAGCCUUUGAGAAAUGCUCCAGUAAGGACCAGCUCUGGAAUAACGUUAAAAAAGGAGCCAGGCCCGAGCGUUUGCCCAGUUUCGAUGAGGAAUGCUGGCAGCUGAUGGAGGCCUGCUGGAACGGGGACCCUUCCCAGAGGCCCCUGCUCGGUAUUGUGGAGCCCAGCCUGCAAAGCAUCAUGGUCCGGCUCUGCAACUGCGGCUCAGAACAGAAAAGCAGCAGCCUCGAAGACUCAAACUGAAAACACUCCAGACAAACUAACACACGUGUGAUAGGGAUUAUGAUCAGGAAAGUAUAUUUCUGGUAUUUAUGAAGAACGGAGAUGAACAGAGAAUUUGUGAAGAACAGGUGACCAAUGAAUAAUGUUGGAACUGUCCUCCUUGUUCACAGUUGUUGGAUUUACAUUAUUUAUGAGGAGUUGAUACAGACCAGAAAUUUGCAAAUAUGUUUGUUUUAUUGUUUGUUCGUUGUGUAUUUGCAUACAAAACUCUACAAUAUGCUUUUGUUGUGCUAAUUGCCACUUGGUCACAGAAUUAUUACUAGAUGCAAAUUGUUUUAAAAGUAGUCCAUUCCCAGUAUUGUGAAAAAAAAUGUAUAAAAGAUUAAUUUUAGAUUGUAUUUAAAUGGAACAUGUCUGCAUCUAUACAAAUACAUCUUUUUUUAAUAAAAUGAUCUGUUACAACACA